AUGGACAAAUAUGAAUAUGUAAGUAAAAUGGAAUUACUUCUUGCUGAUAAGACAAGCUUUGAACGUCUUAAUGAUGAUCCAACAACUACAUUGGAAGGUUCAUUAGUGCGUUUAUUGUUAAGAUUAUUGAAAGAAGUAAUGUUGAUCCAAGUAAAAAUCCGAAUCUUAUGGAUUACAGGGAUAUUACCAUUGGUUGGAAUUCUUCAUAUAAAUGCAUCAAAACAAGUGGUACAAGAAAAAGCAGAGAAAUUAAUUGAACUUAUGUGUGAAAAGUUAAACACGGAUGGUCUCAAUAUAGAAGAGAACAAAAGCUGGACAAAAAUUUGUCACAAAUGGAUUAAAUCAAUGGAUUAUCAACAUCGUGCUGAUAUAAACGAUGAACACGCCAUAGACGAAUCAUCGAUGAAACGAUAUCGUCGACCGCGCAAAAUUAGUUUCAAAUCUGCCUUCCGUGUUAGUAGCGCUCGUGUUUCAGCCGCAAGUAGUCGAAGCAGUAGCAGUAGUAGAUUUGGUAGUAUUGGUACAAGUGGAAGUAGAAUAUCUUCUUUCGGUUCAAACUAUCAUAGUGCGCGUACUGGUGCAAGCAUUUAUCGUCCAAAUGGUUGGUUAUGGAGUCGUACUCGAUAUGUUUUUCUUCCAGUAUCUCAAAACUACGUUUACCGAUCUCGUUCUUCAUAUAAUCAAAAUACAACACUACCGAUUGCUUCUUCAAGAUAUUAUUACUGCACACCAUCGAAUAGUAGUACUUCAAAUACUUCGAAGGAAAUUAAAUGCAGUUCAAUUAACGGCGAUUCACAGUGUUGUGAAGAUUCAACAACUGAACAAGCUUAUUGUUGCGGUGGUUCAAUUGAUGGUGAUGUUCAAAAAGAUUUCAAUAAAGCAACGAAAACUAUAGCACGAAUAUUUUUUACUCUUUCAGUCAUAACCUUUUUUAUGCACAUAUUUAUGAGACAAUUACAUCGAUGA
Rotaria socialis is the source of this 966-nucleotide messenger RNA. The record is from the annotation of a GenBank genome assembly. NCBI's taxonomy places the organism in Eukaryota, Metazoa, Rotifera, Eurotatoria, Philodinida, Philodinidae.